This is a messenger RNA of Pseudopipra pipra, 4790 nucleotides long. It is a transcript of the gene AKAP1, whose product is annotated as A-kinase anchoring protein 1. The transcript is spliced from 11 exons. The record is from RefSeq and is a predicted model, not a curated record. Gene Ontology annotation, molecular function: protein kinase A regulatory subunit binding; RNA binding. The coding region runs from base 569 to 3217 and encodes 882 amino acids. Gene Ontology annotation, cellular component: membrane; mitochondrion. Lineage: Eukaryota; Metazoa; Chordata; Aves; Passeriformes; Pipridae.
GAGCGCUGCAUCGCUAACUAUAGGGUUUGCUGGGAGGUGUCCUGGCCUCCCUGUUGAAGCUGCAUUUCCAAUUUAGCUGCCUGCUCCUUUGCUCUGUGGUCCUUCAGGACGGGCUUUAAUUCCAGUCUUGAUUUCCACUGCUUUCAGGGUUUGGAAGCAUAGCCUCUCAAGUGCUGGGGCAGAGGGAAGCGGAGGAGCCGGGACCGGCAGCGCUGAGGGGUCUCUGCAGAGAAUGGGGGCUCAGUCACUUGGGAGUCAUCCUGGCCUCUCUCUUGGUAGAGACUCGAAGCAGCUCGCCCUCGGAACAGACCUCCUUGGGCGUGGAAAGCCCUGAAAUUCUGGAGCGAGUGCUCGCUGAACUCCUCUCGGACCCUGAGAAUGAAUUAUCUGACUUCCCUGGGAACCUCGUGCUGCGAACAUUUCUAACCUUAUAAGGCUGCGUGUGCUGAAGGGCUCUGUGUCCUGGCCAGGAAACAAGGUGGCUUAGAACUGCUCUAAUGUGAACAAGUAGAGUACGUUGACUGUCCUUGGCUUUUUUUCUAAGGUGUAGUUGCUGAAGCUCUGUAAGAUGGCUUUGCGCUUCCGCAACUUCGUCCCGUACGCCAUCCCCGGAGUGCUGGCGCUUCUCGGCUGCUGGUGGAUAUAUUCCUGGAGGAAGAAGUACGCGAGCUAUCGCGACAAACAAGCAAUAGCCAUUGGAAGGGAAAAGAAGGAAGAAGUGUCAGAGAGCGGUUCAGCCCCCAAACCAGAAGCGUGUGUUCCUCGCAGGCGGCCUCACUCGGUGCCAGAGGAAUGCCCGGAGCACAGACCCCCGACCCCCCUGCCCACCCCCCUGCCGCCCCCCCUGCCGCCCGCGGGCCCGACGACGCCCUCUCCUCUGUGCCAAACUCACGAGAGGCCGGAUCUCUCACAGGACCUUCCAGACCUGUCGGGAACGACAGUUCAGCCCAGCACCCACGAGGACGACAGUGAAAAACUAGAAAGGAUAGGAUCCCAAGAGGAAAGCGGUGCCCCUGCUCGUGCUCCCCUCCCUCGGGUCCCAGAGAGUGCGGAGCUGAGCCAGGCACAGGGGUCAAGCCCCAGUGCAGACCGGGGUCAGCAGCCAUCAGCACCCCUGGCACAAGAGUCUUUGGGAGCCAAGGUGGAGAUCAGCAAUGCAGAGCAGUCAGAUGAGUCUGCGUUUAAGCCCCCUGAGGAAAAGCAGAUGCCAGAAGUUGUGCAGUCGGAUACUGGCCCUGUGACAGCCCAUUGCUUGGGAUUGGAGAAAGAAACCAAUGCCCCACAAGCCUUUGUCAGUAAGGAAGCUGAAGUUGUCUCAAGUCACAAGGAUUCUGCAGUGAAGAUGUUACCAGGGAGUUUGGAGCCUGCCUGUUUGAAGCAGUCCAGGGACGAGGAGAUGCCCAAGUCCAUUGCCAGUGUGCCAGUGGGUCGGGAGGACACGCAGCCAAAAGGAGAUGAGUUGGAAAGAGAGAAGAUUGGAGGAGUGAGUUUGGACAAGGAAGUUGAGAAAAUUGAGCAAGUAGCAAUACAGUUCAUUUCCAAGGUUAUUUUGGCAGCAACUGAGGAAGUGCUGUCAGGUUCUGCAGGCCAGGCGUCCCCUCGGACGUGCCAGGCCACUGCUGGCCGGGCUGAGGCAGCUCUGGGGGCAGGGAGUGGUGCUGCCCUGGGGGCAGGGAGUGGUGCUGCCCCGGGCCAGGGGCUCACGGAGGGAGCAGCAGCCAACAGGACCCCACUGCCCACACCCCCACGGGCAGAGGAGCAGGGCCAGGGUGCCACAGGCUCCAGCUGUCCUGCACACGGCUGUGCAGCCAGCCCUGGCCAGGGAGACACAGGAGACUGUGGGGUGAAGAGCUGUGAGGGCAGGGAGUCCCAGAGAGUUGAUCGGACUCGUGUGGAAAACCACAGAGGGCCACUGAAAAAGUCAUCUUUGGCCCUGGAGGACUCUGGGUACAGCACACACACAUCCGAAGGUGGGACGAGUGUAGAGGACCUGCUGCAGAACACGGUGCUGUCUGUCACGUCAGACCAGCUGUCGGACUCACUGAGCACUUCUGCAGCCCAAGACACAUCUGCUGAGCAGAGCUUGGUGCCAAGGGAAAGCCCUCCUGCUCUGGGGCUGCCUGGAGACAGCUCAGUGCCAUACAGCAAUGGGAUCCUGAAGGAGGAUGGGCCAGACUCGAGCCAGGAGUGUAGUAGUGCGGCAGGGAUGGAUGGAGAUCACUCGGAAGGUUCGGAUGCAAACAGCGUGGAUUUCGUGGACAGUGGCUGUGCCAUGAGGAAGACAGUGGCUCGCCAGAAUGCCAAGCUGGAAGGAGGAUCCAGCAAACCCGACUUUGUUAUCUGGGAGAUCGAGGUCCCAAAGGAAUUAGUUGGCCGUUUGAUUGGCAAACAAGGGAGAUUUAUGAGCUACUUGAGGCAAAUGUCCGGUGCCAAAAUUUACGUCUCAACACUACCUUACUUCCGUGACUCCCAAGUCUGUCACAUCGAAGGGACCUCGCAUCAAGUAGAAAAAGCCCUGAGCCUGAUUGGCAAGAAGUUCAAGGAGCUGUGUCUCACCAACAUCUACACCCUCCCUCCGCCCAUGCCGGUGCCGCUCCAUUCCCUCCUCGUCUCUGCCUGGCUGUUCCUCCCCGAUGGGGUGACUGUGGAGGUGGUGGUGGCACACCAGGUCGAUGCAGGGCACAUGUUCCUGCAGCAGCACACGCACCCCACCUUCCACGUCCUGCGGAGCCUCGACCAGCAGAUGUUUGCCUGCUAUUCCCAACCCGAAAUUCCAACCCUGCCCACUCCGGUAGAAGUUGGUAUUAUCUGUGCAGCCCCAGGCCUGGAUGGGGCAUGGCUCCGGGCUCAAGUCAUCAACUACUUUGAAGAGACCGAUGAAGUGGAGCUCAAAUACGUGGACUACGGAGGAUACGACAAAGUGAAGGUCGACACACUCAGGCAGAUCAGGUCUGAUUUUUUAACACUACCUUUCCAAGGAGCAGAAGUUUUACUAGACAAUGUGGUGCCACUUUCAGACGAGGAUCACUUCUCCUCGGAAGCCGACGCCGCUGUCAGUGAGAUGACCAGAGGCGCCGUCCUCGUGGCACAGGUCACAAAUUACGACAGUGUCACGGGGCUGCCGCUGAUCCAGCUGUGGAACCUGAUGGGGGAUGAGGUAGUGUCAAUAAACAGGACUCUGGUGGAAAGAGGGUUUGCUCGGUGGCUUGACUACUAAAGAUGUCCCAGAUGCCUUGACAACUCUUUCUGCCGAGAAAAACAAAAGACAAAAAUCUUGUUUUGCACUGUUACAAUUUGGUUUGGCAACUUCCCCUGAGAAGACCCGUUUACACCUGCCCUGCCUGUGGAGUUCUGUGGUCCAUUGAAACAUGUUUUACUCAACUGUUACCAUUUCAGUAGAACAGAUACCUCAUCUCCUGACGGGGUGUUCAAAGCCAUAAUGACAGAUACUGUAGCUUUAAAGCAAAAAGUCCUCCCUGGCCUCUGCUCAAAAGUUGAAUGGAAAACACCCCUCCCAGCCCUGGGGCUGGCUGGAGGCAAAGCCCCCCAGUCAGUCCCCGUGGUCGGGCUCCCGCUCGGUCGUGCCCCGUGAACUCGGUGUCUGCUCUUUCCCAAAAGUUACAUCGGUUGUCCUUUUUUUUUUAACGGGCUCUGCCUCUGUAAUUAAUGAUUGUGAUUAAGGAAUUUAAUGUUCAGUUAUGGAUUUUUCUACAUGGUGCCACUAGCCCGCACAAACAGCAUCCAUCUUGUGUCUUCCUGGUGCCGGGAGGGGGAGGAGUGGCGGUCGCUGCUCUUCCCGUGUCCCACUGCAAUCAUGGAUUUUAGGCUUGACCUGCUCUCCCUGCAGGGGCUUGGAGUGCAGGAUGUGUUACCACUACAGUUUUUUUUUUUGCUCUGAAACAUCAUGUAUUUAAAGAAAAGAAGUGCUUGCCAAGCCCAAUUGUAGUUUAUAUUUUUCUAGCUGUGCAAGUCUGUAAAUAUAUAUUAAAAAAAAAAAUCAUUGUAAUAUUUUGUACAAGAAAAAAACACUGGAAACAAAGGGAACUUUACAGAAACUUUUUCACACCAAAAUGUCCUAUAUAGGUAGAACUGGUUUGGAGUGCAUUAGGGUAGCCAAAUAAUUUGGAGCAUCCAAAUGUUGGGAGUGUUUCAGCUCUGCUGUAUCAGGAUUAGUGUCCCCCUUAGGUUGCUGUCUGGUUGGAAUUGUGAUCGCUGCAUCCUUUGCUAUGUUGCUGUACAGAUCUGUUUAAAAAAAAAAAAAAAGUAACAACUUUGGCAUUACUCUUGCAGUGGUGUUCUCUCUCAAUUUUUUUUUUUGUUGCUCCUUUUUAGAUUUCUAUUAUAUAUUUAAAAUUUUGCUCAAGUAAUUUAAGCUGACUUAAUGCUCUUAAAGACAUGCCCUCUAAUGUGUAUCAUUUUAGAUAUGGAUUGAGCUGGGAUUUAUUGCUGGUAGAGAAGAUACUUGCCAGAAAAAUGUUGGUGUAGUCAGGCCUCAGAAGUUGUUUCAGGUGAGUCAAGGAUGUGCUGACAUCCUGUGAGUUAACAUGCCAGUGCAUCACACAUUUGGACAGUUGCCCACUCAAGCCUUUGGUCCAAUCCCCCCUGAUAGGGAAGGGUUAUAUCCUUUCUUGGAGUUCUCCCCAAUUUGGCACUUCUGAUUUAAUGUUCAUGUUUGCAGGAACCUCCAAUGAAAACUAAAUUUGGUAACUCAGAUCUAUUAAAAAUAUAUCCUUUUGGAAUGUUUCUUUCCAUUUCAAUUAAAGCUCGAAUUUUAAGCCGUCUUAAUCAAA